Messenger RNA from Tuber aestivum (summer truffle), 5434 nucleotides. The record is from the annotation of a GenBank genome assembly. Lineage: Eukaryota; Fungi; Ascomycota; Pezizomycetes; Pezizales; Tuberaceae.
CUGCUUUGCCGCUCGCAGUAUCCUAUUCGUUCUCCUUCGCGUUUUGCCUUCUGUGUCCUAGGGUACGAGUCGUUUCCUUCACUCCCUCUUAACUUCUGUAUCAUACCGCUCUGUCUGUACCUACCUGCCUCUUCCCCCCUCCUCUUCCUCUUCCUCUUCCUCUUCCCCCUCCCCUUCCCCUUCCCCUUCCCCUUCCUCUCUUCGUCUUCAUCUUCCUCCUCCUCUGUACUCGCGCUUUCCCUGUGAAUCAGAGGGGAAAAGGAAAAAGGAAAGAGGGAAAAAAGAAAAGGAAAAAAAAAAAAAGUGUAUCUUCUCUGCAUUUCCUCCGCGUCUUACUUUCCCACCUUUCCCUCACUCUCACUUUCUCGUUCCCCCCCCUUCUUACUCAGUUUGCUUGUCGUCUCUGCCCAAGGUCAAAUUUGCUAACUCUGCUUCUCUUUCUGGAACCAGUCCGCGUCAACUCUCGCCUCCCCACACCUCCCCCUUUGACCCUGGGAAGACUCUCGUUAGCCCUUCCCAACCCACUACCUCUCUCCUGGCUUAGCACACACUUCGCACAAAUAAUUGGUAGCGCCUGCUGUCCCCCACCGCCAACCAGUCCAGUCGGCCAGCUAAGCUACCUACCCUUCCACAACCUGCAGCAGUAAACAUUCCUCUGCCCAACAACUACCUUCAACACUGCCGAUUCUGGUUGGUCCACGCACACUUCAGCCCAGUGUGUUCGUUUUCGUUUUUCUGCGCAGCCUUCCCUCCCUCCUACACUUCAUACGAUCGAACCAAUUUUUCUUCUUCCUCCCUUUCUCCCUUCUCCUCCCUUAGAUCCCACAUUCAACCUAACCUUUUAGACAAUCAUCCCCUUCGCAUUGCCACAUCACGAAACCCGCAGCCUUACACUUUCCCUCGCCCGCACCUAGUCCUCGUCCUCCUACCUCGAGGCCGUAUACGCUUUGUGGUGUAUGGAGCUCAACGAGAUCCCCGUGGAAACUCUUCAAGCACACGUACAAGCACUAAAGAGCAUUCUCCGGAGGGUGGAAACCUCGCCGUUUGACCGGAACAAACGCGGCGGGCUUCUGAACGAGAUCAUCUCGGUCGAGUCCCUAAUAUCACAGGCACUACCAUCACGACAGCAUCAGGAGGAGCCCAACGCUAUGUCAACCAACAAUAAUAAUCCUAACAUGUCGUUGGCAACGGCCCCUGGUUGGACUUUUACCACACUCGGAGCUCCGCGCGGCGGUGAUAGCAGUAGCAGUAGCGGUAGCGGUGUUAAUACCGGCGGCAGUAGCACCGUCCCGAUAAAGCGCCCUCGGGACGAUUUCGAUCAUUUCCUCCAAGAUUCACCAGUGACAAAAUCCCGAUGCACGACUCCUAGUCCUCUUUCGUCGCUGCCGGCCAUGGACUAUGCUGAUGAUGGACACGGUCUGUUGAGUCAGGAUGCCGGGAUAAGGUUUGUCACUUUUCUUUAAUUUUUAUGAUCCUCUUUCCUCUGCUAUUUUUGUUUGGUGGGAAAAAGGUGAAAAAAAAACAAAAACAAAAACAAGUAGUUUCUCACAGUUUUGAGAACGUUUUGGUUAUUUUUUUCUCCCCUCGACUUUAUUUUUCUUGGUGGUGUUUCCAGAAGUUUUGGCAGAGGCGAGAGGGGGCUUUCAUGCUCCUCUCUGCUGUAGCCUUGUCUAUUAAUAUCCUUCUCCCUUGUUAUGCGAACCUUCUGGCAGUUUUCUUUUCUUUUCUUUUCUUUUUUGCUUUUUUUUUUCUUUUUCUUCUUUCCUUUUCCCGUCUCCUUCCAUUGUGUGCUACCUGAGGCAUGAUUCUGACAUUAAAAUAGCGACGGAGAGCCGGCCCGUAGUCUGCGUACUGAGUUGAAUGGUCCGAGAGUCGGUAAUGGUAUGAGCUUCAAUAACGGUGGUGGAAGCUCGGAUCGGAGUCUACUGCCUAGUAUAAACUCCUCCGGGCUUCCGGGAAUGCGCCAGUUUAAUCCCGAUGCGAAUUAUUCUGGUGGAAAUCUACAUCCGAGGUGGGUUUUUCAGAGCAUGGGGGCCGCUGUAUUUCUAAUGUGAUUAGUAAUAGGCGUCACGAAGAGUAUCCUAGGCCGACGCUUCGACACGCUGGUUCUAGUAAUGGUGCCAGUAGUAGUAGUAGUAGCUAUCUUGCCGGAUAUGAUGACGACGGAUAUGUCUAUCCGGAUUCGGGUUAUUUGGAUGGGACCAUGUCUUUGGGUUCCGGAUUUGGGACUUUACCAAGACCCCCGGUGAGCAUGUUUUCUUUACAGCCACACCUACACCAGUACGAUCCCACCCCCCGGAAUGCGUCCCAUACUUUAGCUCCCCUACGGUUCCCUGUUCCUACGAACAACGCUAUCGGGCCCGUUCCUGCGAGCGAAAUUAUCGACCUCCUGGACUCUGAUGAUGAGGGAUCUGAGGCAGCUGCUAGUCAAUCAAGUCUGGGCUCGGUGUUGCCGGGACAGGAUUCCCGUGAUAGCUCUAUGCGACCUUUCGACUUUUCAAACUACGACAACCUGGCCGGAACCGAUGGAUGGAGUAAUAAUAAUAGCAACAACAAUACAAACUUCGAUGAUUCCAUGAUUGUUCCGAACAACGGUAGCAAUCAAAUGUCACAGAUACCCGAUCCCGCAACCGCUUCGAACGACGAUGGCGGCCAAAUGUCCCAGGCAUUUGAUUCCAGUGCUUACGGUUCUAUCGUCGACCGGGAUGGCAAUCCGCUGAACGAUGGCUGGCCCAGCACCUAUCGCGCCGAGAUCGGGAAUUACAUCAACCACAUCCGUAACGACCCCACCAAGACCUCGGAACAACUGAAGACAUUGAUGGCGAAUAUUCGGCCGGAUAUGGAGAUUCCUCCGGAGAAUAGGGAGGGGACGCCAGACGAUAUGACCUACCCCCUCAUGGAACAUCAGAAGCUAGGCUUGGCGUGGUUGAAGAGUAUGGAGGAUGGGUCCAACAAGGGGGGCAUUCUUGCGGAUGAUAUGGGCCUAGGAAAGACUAUUCAGGCUCUUGCGCUCAUUGUCUCGAGAAAGUCGAAGGAUCCAAGCAGGAAGACCACUCUUAUCGUUGCGCCGAUCGCUCUCCUAAAGCAAUGGGAACGGGAGAUAGAAAAGAAACUCAAGGCGCCGCACCGUUUGAAGGUCAUCAUCCACCACGGGAAUCAGAAGAGGUGUAAGAACUUUGCGGGCUUGAAGGAUUAUGAUGGUGUGUUUUCUUGUUUUCCCGUCUGUUGUUGGAAGUUUCUAGAAGAAGCUCAGAAAGCUUCAUCCAUUAGUUGACUGACUUGACUGACCUUGUGAGUGGUUAGUUGUCCUUACUACCUUUGGGACUAUCGGAACCGAGUACAAAAAGAAGCAGGCUUUGUUAGAGAGUGAGGAUCAGGAGGCCAUCAAGAAGGCUAAUUUCUUCUUCGUCGGAGAUCAGUGCGAGUGGUAUAGGGUUAUCAUUGACGAAGCACAGUGUAUCAAGAACAAGGAUACUCAGUCUGCUAAGGGUUGCUGCGCACUAAAGGCUAAGUUCAGGCUUUGUUUGUCGGGCACGCCUAUGCAGAACAGCUGCGAUGAGUGAGUGCGCCCUGAUUUCUACGCAGUGGUGGGCUGUGUUGUGUGGCUGACAAGGAGAUGGGUUUUCAGGAUGUUUUCGCUCUUGCGCUUUUUGAGGAUUGAGCCCUACAGUUCCUGGCCUGAGUUUUCGAGUGUAUGUUUUUUUUUGUUGCCCUCCUAGCAGUUACCUAUCAUUUGCUGACGAAUUGUAGACGUUCUCUCGCCCACUCAAGAGUAAGAGUGAACGUGCGGUUAGUAGUGCGCUACUUAAGCUUCAGGCACUUAUGAAGGCUGUACUACUACGACGGACCAAGGAUUCGACUAUUGAUGGGAAACCCAUACUUACCCUUCCCGAUAAGAAUAUUGAGAUGGUUUAUGCUGUUUUGUCACCCGACGAGCAGCAGUUUUAUCAGGCUCUCCAGGACAAGUCCAAAAUUUUAUAUAACAAGUACCUCAGGGCGGGAACUGUCGGGAGGAACUAUAGCAAUAUCCUGGUCCUCCUGCUUCGCCUAAGACAAGCGUGUUGCCAUCCACAUCUCAUCCGCGACAUUGAGAUGGCAGAUGCUAAGAAGCCGUUUGACGAGCAGAUGAUUGAACUGGCCAAGACCCUUUCGCCCGAGGCUGUUGCUCGGCUCAAGGAUCCUGAAGCUUUCGAGUGUCCCAUUUGCUUGGACGCUGCGGAUAAUCCAUCUAUCGUCAUCCCCUGCGGUCACCAGUUCUGUUCCGAAUGUCUGCUGCAGCUGAAUACUCAGCACGCCGCAGCCGCAAUCGCUUCUGGGAACGAGGAAGGCGGGGCUAGGUGCCCUGGAUGUCGUGGAGCCUACCAACCGAAUAAGGUUAUCGAUCUCAGAACCUUCCAGAAAGUCCAUAUGUCCGAGGGGGAGGAAGCCGCGCCCGAGGAACCCAAAGAGGAGUACGAUGAUAAUCUCAUUUAUGACACGGAUUCUUCCGAGGAUAGUGAUUAUGAUGACGACGACACUGGGAGUGAUUUGGAGGGCUUUAUCGUCAAUGAUGAGGAAGAAGAGGUAGAUAGUGAAGAGCAGGGCGAGGGCAGUGCAGCUGGAAGUGCUUCCGAGGAUGGGUGCCAGGCAUCUGCGCGAAAACCUGCUGCGCCAAAGAAGAAGAAGGAUGUUAAGGGGAAGGGGAAGGCAAAGGAGAAGAGCCGUCCAAGGACUUUGGCCGAAGUGCGCAAGGAUGCUAUGCGCAAUGCUAAGAGCAAGAGGCAAUGUACGUUUCCUCCCAUCUUUUGCCUGUUAGUGGUAGCACGUGACUGACGUGUUUGGGCGAAUAGAUAUGAAGCAUCUUCAAAAACGCUGGAUUAGCAGUGCCAAAGUCGACAAGUGCAUGGAAAUCCUCCAGACCAUCCGCAAUAAUGAUGAUGGGGUCGAGAAGACGAUUGUAUUUUCUCAGUUCACCUCCCUUCUAGACUUGAUCGAGAUCCCGAUCCACCAAAAGGGCUGGACCUAUCGCCGCUACGACGGAGGCAUGACUUCUACCGCGCGCAACGAAGCCCUCACCGAAUUCACCGAUGACCCAAACGUGAACAUCAUUCUCGUUAGUCUCAAGGCGGGCAACUCGGGUCUCAAUCUCGUUGCCGCUUCCCAGGUUGUUAUUCUCGACCCAUUUUACAACCCCUUCAUCGAGAAACAAGCCAUUGAUCGUGCUCACCGGAUUGGACAACAACGCAAGGUGCAAGUCCAUAGGCUUAUCGUCGCCGGUACGGUCGAAGAUAGAGUUCUUGCACUACAGGAGGAGAAGAGGAAGUUGAUUGAAGGAGCGCUUGAUGAGAAGGCAUCAAAGGGCAUUGGAAGGCUUAGCACUAAGGACCUUGGAUUCCUUUUCGUGAGUAACCUCCCGGGUAGAGUUGGGUGUGUGUGUGGGAGGAGGGCUGAUUGA